This is a messenger RNA of Saccoglossus kowalevskii, 3235 nucleotides long. Its product is annotated as sodium- and chloride-dependent GABA transporter 1-like. Gene Ontology annotation, biological process: sodium ion transmembrane transport; amino acid transport; nitrogen compound transport. Gene Ontology annotation, cellular component: plasma membrane. Lineage: Eukaryota; Metazoa; Hemichordata; Enteropneusta; Harrimaniidae. The record is from RefSeq and is a predicted model, not a curated record.
AUGAGCGAAGAUUCGUCGACGCAAAAAGCAAUGGAACUUGAUAAAAUGAGUAACGGAUCGACUGAGAUAAUUGAGAACAACCAAGAUGUCGAAGGUGACAUUGAAGAAAGCCAAAAAGAAGACUUGAAUGAGAAUACAUCUAAUGAGAGAGGCGGGUGGGAUAGUAAGGCUGAUUUCAUAAUGGUUUGCAUUGGAUAUGCUGUGGGUCUCGGCAACAUCUGGAGGUUUCCAUAUAUGGUAUAUAAAAAUGGAGGAGGAGCUUUUCUUAUCCCAUAUUUCUUGUGUCUCGUGUUUUUGGGAAUCCCUAUGUUCUAUCUGGAGAUUGGUCUUGGACAGUAUCUACAAUUGGGCGGUAUAAGCGUUUGGCAAAUCGUACCUUGCUUCAAAGGGGUUGGCUACGCGUCGGCGUCAGUCGCUUGUAUAAUGAAUGUUUAUUACAUUGUUAUCAUCGCAUGGAUACUUGUCUAUUUAUUUUUCUCAUUCUUCCCUACGUUACCGUGGACUGUAUGUGACGCCUACUGGAAUGAUAUUUACUGUUACGACUACACAUACCAUAAUACCACCAACAAUGCAACACAAUUCUGUACCGGAGAAUACAACAAUAUUACAAUCAAUAUGACUGACUCAGAAUCGCCGUCGGAACAGUUUUGGAAUAACUUUGUGUUGCAGAUGUCUGACGGAAUACACGAUAUUGGAUCCCUUGUAUGGUAUUUGGUGGUUGCUCUCACCGUUGCCUGGUUACUGACAUAUGCCUGUAUUGUUAAAGGUGUCAAAACUACCGGAAAGAUUGUAUGGUUCACUACUACAUUCCCCUAUGUUAUAAUAACUAUUCUCUUGAUUCGAUCUGCGACAUUACCUGGCGCCGAUGAGGGCAUUUAUUAUUACAUUGUUCCAGAUUGGGAAAAAUUGUUGGAUCCACAGGUUUGGGUCGAUGCGGCGUCACAGAUUUUUUUCUCUCUCGGUGUUGGUAUAUCAUCACUUAUAUCACUUGGGAGUUAUAACAAGUACAGCAACAAUAUAGUAAUAGAUUCACUCGUUGUAUGUUUCGUAAAUUGUGGUACCAGCUUUUACGCUGGUUUCAUGGUCUUUGCCACUCUUGGAUUUAUGGCACAUGAACAAAACGUGGAAGUGUCGGAAGUCGUCGAUUCUGGUCCAGGAUUAACGUUUAUCACAGUACCAACAGCAAUAGCAGAAAUGCCAGGUGCCCAAUUCUGGUCGAUAUUAUUCUUUUUCAUGUUGCUACUUCUUGGACUGGAUAGUCAGUUCUGUGUGGUAGAAGGAUUCUAUACAUGCCUUUGUGACGAGUACCCCAAGUAUCUGAGAAAACAUCGACCAUUGUGUCUGGCCAUACUGUGUGUUAUUUACUUCUUUGUGGCGCUACCGUGUCUUACAAACGCUGGCAUCUAUUUCUUUGAGCUGCUUAAUGUAUAUGGUGCCGGUGGCUACGUACUACUAUGGGUGGCACUCUGGGAAUGUAUUACUAUAUGCUAUGUCUAUGGAAUAAAGAAAUUUAUGCGUGGAAUGCACCACAUGCUGCAGAAAAAACCUUCGUAUUUUUGGCCAAUUUCCUGGUGUUUAUCAAUCCCCGUUAUUCUUAUAUUAAUUCAGCUAUUCAGCUUCGUGUCAUACAGUGGUGCCAUGUACGGUGAGGACUACCACUACCCGGUAUGGGGUGAAGUAUUGGGAUGGUUGAUGGCGGUCUUCUCAAUGCAUUGGGUUGUGACCUAUUUUAUAUACUCCAUCAUCGUCACACCCGGUAAUAUGAAACAGCGCUGGUACACAGCAACUCAUCCACGUCCACAUCUAGUAAUCCAUGGUCUUAAUGGGAGCAAAGAAGACGUAGAAGGUAGCCUGCCGCCGACCAACGAAAAUGUCGUGAUCGACGAGUCUACUGAUUUGUGAGCAUGUGUACAAAAUCAUCCAAGACUGUGGCUGUAGAAAACAGAAAAUAGAAUAAUAACAUAGUACUUACAUAUACGAAUAACAACAAUAUUCUUCGUUUAUUUAAUCAGAUCGGCUGGAUUUAAUUGGCUGAAUUGAAUACCGAAUUUAUUGUGAAUUUCAAAUUCUGCUCAAAUUCUUCCGGAUCGCUCAAUGCUCAACUUUAAAUUGUUAAGGACUAAUUUGUUUUUAUGUAUUUCGCUCAUUGCCAAAAUGUGCUUAGUCUGGUUUCCAAAAAGCCAUCAAAUGGCGCCAUCGCGUUCGUAUCGUCGAUCUGAGAUCGAGCAGCGCAAUGUGACGCAGGAGAAUCUAAGAAGACACGUGUGUAUUUUUUGUUGUAGUCGUGGAAGUGUCUUGCCAACAAUGUACUGAACAAAUUAGUUAUAAACAUUGUGUAGACAAAGAAUCACUCAGUCACAUAUAUAUUAUUGGAUAUCUGAAUUCAAUUUAUGUGUUAUGUAAAAACAUUUCACAUCAUAAUUCAGCAUUUAUGAUUUCAAUCAUCUUGGGUUGCUACCAAUGUGUAAAUAUUAUAUUUUUAUAGAACUUUAUGAAUUAUCAGUUCUACCAUGUCACAUAUGAUGUAUAUUUUAAUAAUUCGAUUUGAAAAAUGAUAAAAAAAUUAUUGGAAGAAAAGUAUCAAAAGAUUUUUUUAUUUAAGUAAAUUGUGAGUAUUAUUACAAUGUCUAAUGUGAUUUUGACAAUGUGGAUGUGACAUCUAUUCGAAAGAAAACGCCCUCUAAUAUUCGAGGAUGUUUUAUAUAGAUCUCUUGUUUUUAUCAACUGAGCAGUUAUAAUAAUGAGCCAUGGCAUACACAAUAUAUAAACUUUCUUAGGGUUAAUUUAUAUUUUUUAAAUAUCUGAUAAAGUUGAUUAUAUGAGUUUAAGGAUACACUCGAUAGACUGUUGUUGAAUGUUGACGAAAUGUUUAUUAGCGUUUAUGAGCUCCUGUUAGAUCUCGUUAUUCCGACGUGACGUGGGAAGACGCACCGAUAUUUAAAGCGGGAGGGUCGUCACCUGCGCACGCGCGAAAAUUGAGUCCUCAGCGACGAUUACAACACCCCAUAAAAACGCAAAGACUCAUGGGUAGACGCUUGUUUGUAAACAAUGAAACGCUAUGGCCAUCUGACGCAUGCGCAGGUGACGACUCCUUCGAUUUAACUAUCCUGUGGGACGGGCGUAAUGAAUUGUUUCAUGUCCCGUCUAUAAAUUUAAUCGGUUGAAAUAUGUUUGUUUUUUUAUUUUGACGGAAAAAUAUAAUUUGAAAAUAAAUAUACUUUACUUUAUUUCAAAA